Fulvia fulva is the source of this 534-nucleotide messenger RNA. RefSeq lists its product as uncharacterized. Lineage: Eukaryota; Fungi; Ascomycota; Dothideomycetes; Mycosphaerellales; Mycosphaerellaceae. The record is from RefSeq and is a predicted model, not a curated record. The coding region runs from base 1 to 534 and encodes 177 amino acids. The transcript has 2 exons.
AUGGCAGAACUUAUUGCCUCACAGUCUCGCAGUCUACUCGACCUGCCGCCAGAAAUAUGGUCGCACAUCGGUAGAUUCGCAGUUGAUGAAGCUCCGACUCUCAGCACAUGGGUUCUGCGAGACAUACAAGACUGUCGCACCAUACGAGCGAGGAGUGCAGUGAUCAAGUCAACAGAACAGCCUCCCAUCACCCGCACUUGUCGCGCCUUGCGUGAUGAGCUCCUUCCAUUCUACUACAGAUCCAAGAUCAACAUCCAGCUCGAGGCACUUGGCAUCCCUUGGGUCGUUCUUCGCCCGACUCCGGACUAUCGCCUCCUGGUUGCUUGGCUGUGGGCGAUAGGCAAGGACAAUCGACGGAACGUCCGAGGCGUGUGUCGCAGGUUCAUCACCCGAGGGCCUUAUGCAUCCACGCAUAUGGAGGUUCUGAAGGAGAGACUACUCGAGGCCAUGGGCGAGCAAUGGCAGAUUGAGGCUGAGCUGGUGGAGGUGAAGGUGGAGCACAGUACCGUUCAGUACAUGGUCAAGUUUCUUUGA